AUGAAGUUUACACUUGUUCAAUGGAAAGCCACCAAAGAGCCAGCCGCAAGUCACAGAAAAGUUGGCCACGGUUAUAUAUUGCCAAAAGUUGCUGAGAAGUCACAAGUCACAGAAGUCACAAGAUUUGGGGGAGAAAGCAGCACAGAACUUUCUCAUUCCUUCCUCGACCUCGACCUCGACUUUCCUCACGCGGUUGUGAACUUGCCCAACUUGUCAGUCGAACUCACUCACCACCGCAUUGUACAAUUUUUCCGGCAACAUUAUCAACGUGGUUCCGUUGUCAUCAACCACGCCGUCAUCCACUCUGCGGUUCAACCUCGGCAGCAUAUUCGGCACGAGGAUAGUCCUCUCCCUCACAGAUAUCCCGGCGAGUCCAAUGCAGUAGAAAUAAGGAUGCUUCAGUUGAGUUGCUUCCCGCCGACCACCACACGCGACGGAAGGUAUACGGGAGAGGGUUGGAUCCGCUUCACGCCGGUAAUCCCCAUGGCUUUAAGGGGGGUUUGGCAGCUCAACAAGCUGAUUGUCAGCUAUUGCGACUGGGGUGGAAGUAGCAGAGGUAUAAGGUUUUCUGAAUUACUAUAG
Molecule: messenger RNA, 582 nt
Organism: Sphenostylis stenocarpa
Lineage: Eukaryota; Viridiplantae; Streptophyta; Magnoliopsida; Fabales; Fabaceae
Source: the annotation of a GenBank genome assembly